UCAGCCCCCUUACAUGUACAGUUACUGCUUUCGGUCCACGGAUGCAGAUAUGGAUGGAUUCGAGCCCGGUGCCUCGCUAGGCAAGAUCCCGGCAUCGGGCCCAAAAGUAACGCGGGUGCGGUAAGCUGUGAUACCCUUGAACGCCCACGAUGUUCCCGAAUUCAAGUAUAUAAAGCCUUCUCGCCGUCCUUGUCAUUUUCCAUCGAGAUGUUGUGAUCAGCAGGACACAAGACCUCAAGCUAUCUUCUCGACAACCACCAUGGUCGGCUUCAAGUCUUUGAGUGCCAUUGCGGCGCUCUCGUUGGUUAACUCCGCCCAAGCUUGGUACAACGAACUGCCAUCUUGCGUUUCUCCCUUCAAGCCAUUUGUCUACACGGGGUGCUUUGACAAUGGGGCGCCUGGAACCAAGGAGGCCCUAUCGCUUCGCUCCGACCUCGACCAGAACGACAUGACCGUCGAGAAAUGUGUUGCCCACUGCAAAGGCAACAAUUACCGUCUGGCUGGUCUAUCAUACUAUGGUGUUUGCUACUGUGGAAACACAGUCUCAACAGCUUUGCUCCCUGAAGACCAAUGCACAUUCCCCUGCUCAGGAGACUCUACGGAAACUUGUGGAGGAGACACCCAAAUCAACAUCUGGAUGGACCCUACAUUCCCGUCCCCUGAAGACCAGACGGAUAUUAGCGAAUAUGCCUCUGUAGGAUGCUGGACGGACGACUCGUCCCAAGGCAAAGCCCUCUUCUACAGGCAGGAUAACCUUGCCUCCUCCGAAAUGACGAAUGAUAAGUGCCUGAAGUCAUGCCUUGACGGUGGUUUCCCAUUCGCCGGUACCGAGUAUGGUGGCGAAUGCUACUGUGGUGUUGUCAUUGGCAAUGGAACAGCCUUGGCUACGGAUGAGUCGACUUGCAACAUGCCUUGCAACGGUGACUCUAGCCAAACCUGCGGAGGUCCGGCCAGACUUAGCCUUUAUGUCGCAAAGGACUUGCAGUCCCUUGAGCCGUGUGGUUCCCCCCCAGAUGAGUCGAGCACGACUCCUGGUUACCCGACAGCCACUACCACUACGACUCCUGGUUACCCGACAAGCCCUACCACUACCAAGACUACCACCAAGUCUACCACGAGCUCUCCUAGCACUACCAAGACUACUACCAAGUAUACCACCACCAAGGCUACCACCACUACUACUGCUCCCGUCUGCACAGCUACCACCGUCAUUCCAUCUAACUGUGAAUGGAAUAUUGGCAAAUGGUGCUCUAACCCUGUCCCCGAGUGGGAUGAUAAGAAAGGCUGUCUCAUAUCUGGAUCUAAGUGCUUCCUUCAGAGUGCUAGCUGCUUCCUCAAAGCCGGCCUACCCGGCGCAUUAAGCUGCUUCAAAUACAAGGAAUGGUGCGCUGCUCUGGACCUAUACUGCAUCAAGAACUGUAUUGGCAAGCACUGCGAUAAGGACGGUUUCGUCCAGAAAUUCCCUCCCCAUGGCCUCCCCCCUACUACCUCUACUUCCACUUACCCCUGCCCGACAACUGUUACGACGACGACAAAGGCAACCCCGACCCCGUACCCGACAAACGACUGCCCUCCCCCCAACCCAACCGGAAUCUGCACUCAGCCAACGAACAAGUGGUUUGGCUACGGCCCCGGCAAGCCAGUUGGUGGUAUCGAGUUGCCAAUCGUAACCUGCAACAACGUUUGGGGCGACUGGAAGAAGGGUAACAUCUUCAAGCUGUACACCGACAAGGACAGCAAGAAGUGCCCAUCCUACCCUGUAUACCAGUUCCCCAACGCCUGCGCUGACGCUUGCAAGUCCCAGUACGAGCAGUGCGAGGACGUCUACGCCGAGAGCUGCAAGAAGGGUUACAAGACCUACUCUUACAAGGAUGCUGAUGCCGCUUGCAAGGCCCAGUACAAGGACUGCCUAAUCGUGAACAAAUGGGUUCAGGGCUACGGCCACUGUACCACCUGGGACUGCUAAUUUAUCUGAGUUGGGCAGUGAAGAGCAUACAAGUGGCUCUGGCCUGACAUCGAUAAGGCGUAUUGUACGAUGUGUAGAUAGGUCUCGGUAAAGAUUUGAAAGGAUCUAAUAUUAGAGAGGAUGUACUUUUAAUGAUAAUAUUUGUGCAGAAGUUUUUUUUUUCUGGGCUUGUACACUUUUUUCAUCAAUUGUGAGACUAGGUGGUUAUUAGCUAAGGCUGCUGCACUUGCUAGGAUUUUGUAUUUAACUAGCCCCAGGUCUAGCACACAUAUCAUGUCGAGA
Xylaria bambusicola is the source of this 2248-nucleotide messenger RNA. Its product is annotated as WSC domain-containing protein. The record is from RefSeq and is a predicted model, not a curated record. Lineage: Eukaryota; Fungi; Ascomycota; Sordariomycetes; Xylariales; Xylariaceae. The transcript has 3 exons. Bases 260 to 1966 code for a protein of 568 amino acids.